Messenger RNA from Cinara cedri, 31515 nucleotides. The record is from the annotation of a GenBank genome assembly. NCBI's taxonomy places the organism in Eukaryota, Metazoa, Arthropoda, Insecta, Hemiptera, Aphididae.
ACUGAUAAGUCCCUACUCCGGAACUGUUGCUGCUUCGCGUUUGUGAAAGCAAUAAAAUUACGAUUUACGAUGACUGUUUACUGUUUAGUGCGUUUUGUAUUACCUGUUUUGUGUGUUGGGUAGAUCCACGGUUUGAUUACGAAAGCAACAAUACUCGUAAACUCGUUUUGGUAUCUUAUAGUCAAUAGUUGGUAGGUAGUGGUAUCUUGCUACGCUACGACGCCGUAGUCGUUUUUACUUUCUCAUACCAUUGCGUGAAAUCGUAGACUUUUUUUUUACUUACAAAUUUAUGUAUGUGUUUAUAUAUUCCGUUCUUUUUUCGUAACAAUUUAGUAAACAGUAUUUACCUAUCAAUGAAUUAUAAUUGUGUCAGUAUUAUUAACUAAUAGUGUUUGCUUACCAAUAUUAUCAUAACAUACCUACUCGUCUACGCUCUUUUACUACGUACGGACAACAAUCAUUGAAUUAUUGGUCUAUGUUAUUGAAAAGAACUAGUCACCAAGACGGAACUUGGAUGAUAGUAACGUUCGAACAAGACAUUUAAUCAUAAAUUCAAUAAUUAUUAUUGUUUGUUAGUAAAUGUGGUCCAUAGUUAUUGAUAUUAACAACGAAAACUCUCUACUAAGACAUGAUCGGCGAAUUUUACUAUUUUAACAAUAUCAAUGGUGUAAUAUAACAAACAAUACCUACCCAAUCAAUAUAAUUUUAAAAAAUGUAGUACCUACCGAUAUUCCAAAUGAUAACUUGUUUACAUGUUACGUUUGCUUUUGCUCAAUACAUUACGCCAAGAAUAAUUUAUUUUCAUCGCUGUAAUAUAAAUUAUUAAUUAUAUUGCUCAUUUACUACUAUUAGUUUACAUGUACCAGACAAUCAACUAAAAAUGUGGAUAAUAUUACUUUUAUUCUUUUCCAUAAAAAGUGGUGUAAGUGUAUACAUUUAUAUUGUUUAUUUAUUUAUUACUAUGUUUAUUACCUUAAAUUUAAAAAAAAAAAAACAUCUUAUGUAUUACUAUAGAGAAGUGCUGAUUUAGCCAUACAACUACCUGCCUCAAAUUCUUUACCAUCUUCAUUGCAACAAGCAUAUUAUAGACUAGAUUACCAGCCUGCCCAUGGUCACCCUCCAGCAAAUACAACAAUUGCUGCUCAAGAUAUAGGUAAGUAUUGAAAUCCAUCAAUAUUGUUGUAUUAUUUUGAUUCAUGUUCAUAAUGUAUGUUUAUAUUAUUUUUAGGAGAUGUCAUACAUUUUUCUCAGGCUUUACCGGGGACACGUUAUGAUUUUUGGUUAUAUUAUAGUAAUUCAAGUACAGGAAGUAACUUAGUUAUAAAUAAUUCCCCACAGCAAGCACAAGGAAAUGCAAUAAUUUCACUUGGAAAUGGAGAAUCUCUUGUAAAUAGUGUUGUUACUAAUUCUGUACCUCCAGAGACACAAUGGCUUCUUACUUGGACAGCAUCAAUUAACACUGGUAUGUAAAAUAUUUUGGAAAUCAUAGAUAUUAAUUUAUUUUACUUGAAAAAUAACUGAUAUGUACAUGGUGUAGGGUUAGGAACAAACUACUUUUCUAACUUUAGUAACUUUUCACUAAAAGUUACUAUUUGUAUAACUAUUAAAGUAUCUUAAGUCACUUUUUAAAGUUAUUUCAUUUGGUCAUACAUAAAUAUAUUAGAUCUAGAAUUUUUUUUUUUUUGUUGUUGGAUUAUCUAUAAUUAGUUAUUAGGUAAAAUUGGUUUUACUGAAUUUGUAGUUUAAAAGAAAAAAAUCAAUAUAUAUAUUCAAAUAAUAUACAUGAUAAAAGAAAGGAAUAAAGAAGAAUUAAUAACAAUUCAAGAAAAGGCAGCUGAGAAUUGUUGAGUAAAAUAAAUUAGGGCAUAAUUAUAGUUCAAUUUGAACAACCUUUAUCAACAUCAGGGUUUUGUCAUGUAAAAAAAAUUGGCUUAACUUUGUUUGGAAGUUAUGAGAGUAAUAUUAAGGAAUUAUUGUUUAUGUACUGUAUUCGCACAUUUCUUAGAGUUUAAUAUUUUUUCCAAAAUGUGUGAUUUUAAUACUUAAUCCAUUGAUAUAAUCAAAAUUUACUAAUUAUUAUAAAUACUUGUAUAAUUUUUGUACCUAAAAAUAGAAAAAUAGCUUUUUGAAAUUAAAACAGAAUUGUCAAAAAAACACUUUUAAUUACUUAUUUUCCCCUGUUACCAACCACAUAAAGUUUUGCAUAAUAAAUCUGAGUUUAUAUAAGGUUUGUUUUCCUUAGUAUCCCAUCCGCACACAUGUAACUUCUAUGAUAAUUAAUCUAUUAAUUUCAAAAAAUUAAUAAAAACAUACUUUUCACUUAAAACACAAUAUUAGAUUCUUAUUAAGUAAUAUGUGUAAUGUAAAAACCAAACUUUUUCAAGUUUUUCAUCAUAACUUCCAAACAAAGUUUAGUUAGGUUCUAACAAAACUAGAAUCUUUGCUUGUGAUGUCCUACACAAUCCACCAAAAUAGGUGAUCCAUCAAAAAAUCCUGAAAUUGAAAAUAUAUACAAUUAUACACAUGUCAUUAUAUUAUUAACAUGUACAAAUGUGAUAAGAUAAAAUAAAUUUGAAAACUGAAAAUUAUGAAAACGAAGAACUAAUAGACAAUGAUGAAAUUUAACAACCAACAGAAGAAAAUAAAACUAAUCAACAAAAAUUAUGAUUCAUGAGUGCAAGGACAAUGGGUAUUUGGUCUAUGUUGGCACUGCAAUAACCUUUCAGAAAAUCGAUAUUUCACAGUUAAAAAAUGUGAUAGAUAAACACUUUUGCCAAUUAUUCAAAGUGAAGUUAAACUAGAUACAACAAUACUCAUUAAAUAGAUAUACAUCAAAUUAAAUAAACACAAGUUUACACAUAAAACAGUGACUCAUAACCAAAAUUUUAUUGAACCAAGUACUGGAGCACAUACUACAGUUUUUUUGGGGUGUCAUAUAAAAAAGAUAUGAUAUUAAAGGAAAUAGUGUUUCACCUUUAUUUUAAAGGCAGUUGAAAAAAAAGUGGUUGGGGCUUACUUCAUCCAUCCAUGGAUACAAUAUUAAAUUUGUUGAUUUCCUUACAGAUAUGAAACUAACAUAUUUUGUUUGGGUAUAACAGGACAAAUUUAUAAAAGAGUAACUAUGGUUCUUAGUUUGAAAAACUAGUUUAAGGAAAUAAAAAUAACAAUGUAAUGUAAUUAAUUGAUUAAUUUUACUAGUGAUUGUAAAAAUAAAUAUAAACUAAUAUAAUAUAAAUAAAUAUGGCAAUUCAAUACUAUUUUCGAGUAGAUCACAUUCUAUUUAAAAAUGAGUUUGGUAGGUAGGAAAUCACAACUGUACUUUUUCCAAAUUAGACAAUUUUUAUAAGUAAUUAAAAUUAAAAAGGAAUAGUGGACAUUUAUUAUAUAGAAAAUAACAAAAAUAAUUGAUUAAAACAAAUAAAAGAUUCAAAAAGGUAAUUAAAAAAAACGUUGAAGAAGUUGACUUAGCUUAUUAUUUGUUAUCAGUAGUUCUAUCUUUCACAAAGUUAGAGAGAGAAAUCUGAGAAAACAAAAAAAUAGAUCCUAUUUAGAAUAGAUAAAAUAGAUUCUAAUAGAUUUGAUCUGAAGAGUACCGAAAAAUUGAGAAAAAACACAUGUAAACAUUUUUUCUGUUAUAUUUCAAUGUGAUUGUUAUGAGUUUCAAACAUAAUUUAAUACUGUUUACUUCAUUUCAAAGUUCAACAUUUAACUUAAUCCAAACUUCAAUCUGAGUGAUUUAAGAUUAAUUUUAAGUUAUUUGACAUUUCCUAUAGUAGUAUUGGUUAAAAUAAUUUUGAAGUCUGUGAAUAAAAUUAAAUGUCUGUCAAAAUAAUCAUUUUAAAAAUCGUAUAAUUUUUUAUAUUAUUACUUUAAAGUUUAUUUAUUAGAGGCAUAUUGCCUAAUAAGUAAUAACAAUUUUAAUUAUUGACAAAAAGUACAAGAUUGGCUGAAUAACUAAUUUAAAAAAAAAUGAAUUUACCAAUUGUAUUACCCAUAAUUAUUAACCAUUACAUUGAUUAUCUUACAUUUUUUUUUUCUUAUUUCAUUAGUAAACCAAUACCAAUUUUCUUUUUCUAUAGGUCAUAACAUUUAAUUACUAUUUUCAGAUUAAUAUCACUUUACACUAGUUUUUUAUACCUUGACUUUUCCUACCUUUGAUUGUGUUAAAAUUUGUUAUACAUUUAGUAUCUAAUUACUUAUUGUUUCAUUUUUAAAUUUUGUUUGCAAUUUUAUAGCUCCUGACCCUCCCACUAAUUUAACAGUGACAGUUAAAGGCGGCAAGACUGCGCAUGUUCAGUGGUCACCUCCAGUAUUGGGAAACUACAAUGGAUUUAAGCUCAAAGUAAAUAUUUUUCUUAAAUACAUUAUUCAAUAUUAUCUAUAAAGAAUUAUUAACACAAUUUUACUAUCAUUAACUAAUUGUACUAAAUAUAUAUGUAUACAGGGUGUAUCAGAAAAGACUGACCAACUCUAUGGAUUGUGACUCUAUAUGUGGCUAUAAGAAUUGGUUUUUUGGAAUUUUGUUUUCUUAUCAAAACUUUGGUUUUACCCGUUUUAUUUGUAAAAUACCCAUACAAAAUAAAAAUAAACCAUUACAGAGAAUUUAUCGCAAAAUUCUCUUAUGAAAUAAGGGGUCACUCGAUUUUUUCCAAAAAUAAUCAUUAUUUUCGCUAUAUUUGGCUUAUCAUGUCCCAAAAUCGUAAUUUUUGUGUGACACAUGAUAUAUGGUAUGUAAAUUUGUAAAUUCAAUGGAAUAAAUUAUUUUUUAUUGAAGCGUCAAAUUAAUGAUCCUAUCCGUAAAAUAUGACUCAUUUGACUGUAAAUUUAAUAUUAAAACUUUAUUAUUAUUUGGAUAAUUAAAAAAAAAACAUACCUGUUUCUCUUAAUUUAAGAAAAACAUCGGUUAAGGUUUUUCGAUUAAGUUGCUGACGGUUUGGAAACCGAUCAGUCCAUAAUCUAACUGCCUUAGCACCAAUACCAUUAGCAGUACCUCAUAAUUAGAUGUACGUAUUCAGAAUAACAUAACAUUUUUUAUUACAAGAAAAACCUUACCUAAAAUAAAAAAAUAUCAGUGUAUUCAAUAAAUGUUUACACCAUUAUUAAUUAAUAAUAAUAAUAAUAGCAUUAAUUAAUAUUAAAUACAAAAUUUGAAAAAAAAAAAUAUUAAAUUCGCCAGUAACUUACUACACUGUGUUGAAUGUGGUGUCACAAGCUUACAUACCGUAGUCAAUACAAUAGAAAUAACAAUGAUAAAGUUACUACUUUAUACGGGUAAAACCAAAGUUUUGAUGAGAAAACAAAAAUUCCAAAAAACCAAUUCUUAUAGCCACAUAUAGAGCCACAAUCCCCGUAUAGUUGGCCAGUCUUUUCAGAUACACCUUGUAUAUACUAUAUUGUAUAUAUAUGUAUAUUUAUGUAUAAUUUUAAAAUGUAUAUAUUUCUUGGUAUUUAUUAAAAUAUAUAAGUGUAUGAUUAUUUUUUUGUUUUUGUUAAAAACUUCUAUUUUACAUGACCAUUGUAUUUUAGGUGAUCAAUCUGUCUCCAUCUACUACAACUAGUAUUGUAUCACAACAAGAGCAAUUUGUAAAAAUUGUAGAUGCUAGUGUUCCACAAUCUAUUUCACCUCAAACAGAUUCUUUUAGAGAAUCACAACAAUAUGUUUUGAAAGAUUUAACACCAGGUGCUACUUAUCAAUUGCAAUUGUUCACAAUUUAUGAUCAUAAAGAGAGUGUAGCUUAUAUAUCCAAAAAUUUUACAACAAGUAAGUAUAUCAUUACUGACAGCUCUUUUAUUUUUAUUUUUUUACACUUUUUUAAUAAUUUCUAAUGUUUAUUUGUGUGUAGAACCUAGCACACCAGGGAAAUUUAUAGUUUGGUUUAGAAAUGAAACAACAUUGUUGGUCCUUUGGCAACCAAGUUAUCCAGCCAGUGUAUUCACUCACUAUAAGGUGGUUUAAUUCAUUUGUAUUAUGUAAUUUGUUGAAAAGUUGUAUACAGAUAGACAAAAAACGUAUAUUAGUAAACUAAUUAUUUUCUUGCUCACUUAGAUGCUAAUACAUUCUGAGUGAAGCUAUGAAUACUAAUACGAUCUUCAUGUUAAUAAUUAAUUUAUAUUUAUUCAAUUUAUACUAAAUAAAAAUUAUUUAUUUAAUGAAUGUUAUUGUUUUAUUAACAAUUAUUACAUUUUUUUUUUUUUUUUUAAUGCAUCAUAUUGAAUAAUUACUAUUUAUCCAAUAAAAUCUAAUUAAUUCAUAGUUUUAAAAAAUGUAAUUCAAAUGUAUAUAUUGACUAAGAUAAUAUAUUUGUUAAAUUUGUAUAUAUUAUAUAUUUUGAACACAAUGACUUAUAAAAUACAAUUACAAUUAAAAAUGUAUGUUCUAAUAAAUUAAUAUUUCAUAGGUAAGUGUAGAACCUCAAGAUUCACCAGAAUCAAUUGUAUAUGUUGAACGGGAAGGUGAACCUCCAGGUCCAGCUCAAGCUGCAUUUAAAGGACUUGUACCUGGACGUGCAUAUAACAUAAGUGUUCAUACAGUGAGUGAAGAUGAAACUUCUACACCAACAACUGCUCAAUAUCGUACAAUUCCUUUAAAACCUUUGAAUGUAAUGGUGGACACUCGGUACAUAAAUUCAUAUGGUCUACGCGUACAAUGGGAACCGCCCAAAGGAUUAUGGUAACUUAAUUUGCUUUAUUCUCAUAUAUUUUGGGUGAAUAGUAUUGAAUUGUUGCUAAAAUCAUUAUUAAUCUUGAAUAAUUUUUUUUUAAAUUAUUUAUUCUACUUUAUUUUAUUGAAAUUUAAAAAAUAAAAUUUAAUUUGUAAUUUUCUAGAUCUUUUUAUAUCUGCAAAUAUGAAGUAAUAUUUUGCAAAAUCAUCAAUUUUUAUUUUAUUGAUAAUGUUUUCAAGAUGUUCAAAUUUAUUUUCACCUAAUAAUGAUUAGUUUUUAGAUAUUUAAGAAAUUCUAAUUAUUGUUUUUUUUGAAAUUGUUAAACAUAUUGUUUUUUAUGUAUGUGGUAUUUCUAGGGAUCGGUAAAUAUUUUAGCUUAUACAUAUAUUAAGCUAAAUGAAUGUCCAACAGUGAAAUAUUUUUGUUAUCUAGUAGUAUUUUUUACAAGCUUAUUGAAAUAGCAUAGAUUUCAUGGUUUUAUCCUAGAUAAAUUUUUUGACAUUCAUGUUCAAAAUUUUGAUUUAGGGUUCUCAAUAAAUUGUUUUAAUGGUGGUAAAAAAAAUUGGAAAUCUGUAGUCAAAGUUUGUUUUUAUAAAUGGUAGAAUUUUAUAAUGCCAUCUAGUAAGUUUAAUAGAGUAUCCUUAACAAAAUGCCGGAAAAAAUUGGUUUUCUCCCAGAUUCUCCAAAAUAAGAUAAUUAAAAAAUAAUUUACUUCUGAAAAAAUAUAUUUUUACUAAAAAUUAAAAAUUAAAUUAUUUUGGGAAAACUAAAAAAAAAUAAUUAGAAUAAAAUAAUUUUAACAUGAAAAAAAAAACACUAAUAGAAACAAAUGGUUAUACCUAUCAUUUAAUAGUUUAUUUAGGAUUUCUUCAAAGAGGGAUGAAUUGAAUUUUAAAAUUGUGUUAUGUUGUGUAAGGUGUAUCUAAGUUACAAAAAAUAUCAAUUUUAUAUUAUAUAUUUUGUAAGUAAUUUACUAAUUCAAAAAUUUCCUACCAGAAAUCUUUUUCCAUUUAUCAAAUACAGUAUAUUUUUUCAAAUCAUAAUUUGUUUAGUUCAUAGCAUUUAUUUUUCGUUUAUACAUUUUUUAUAAUUGGGAAAAAGCCAGGAAAAAAAAUUAGGAAAAAACGAAAAAUUUAUGAAAAUAAUGGUUUUAUUUUUAAUUUUGAUUUUUUGUUGUAAUUCAGUUAAAAAUGUUUAUAAAAAUUUGAAGUUUGAACCAUUAUAUUUUCCUUCUUUAUAUUUGGUAAAAUUAUUAAAACAUUUGAGCCAUUUUUGAGCUAUUAAUAGACAUUUUACAUUUUUCGAGUUUUUUUCACAUGAUAUUUAUUUAGUAAGUACUUUAUAAAUAAAAUCGUUAGACCAAACCAAAAUGCUUGAAAAAUUAACUGAAUUUUCAUUAUGAGUUGUACUUUGUGGUCAACAAAAAAGUUGAGUUUAAUCUAGUAUUUUUAUUUUUAUAAGGAUUUUGUUAACAAAUGUUGAUGAAAAUCAUAAAUAUUAUGGGCUUCAGAAAUAUGUUAUAACAGAAUUAAGCUCAGAAUCGUUUUUCUUUAGCAAUGACUAAUCGUCAUAAAAUACAAAAAUACAUUAAAUUCCUCUCUAUAUUCUACCUUCUCAACUUCUCACCUACACAGUGUCCCAGCCCAUGUCAAGUAUGUCUGUGAUUUUUAAUGCAUAUUUUAAGUUAAAAUUUUAAUGAGUCACAAAUAUCAUGGAAUUUUCUAACAUGUUUAACAAAUUUUAGUCAGUAUUUGUUUUUGUUAUACUUUUUUUCACAAAUUAAGGAAUCUCUUUCAAUGUUAAUUUGAUAGUUUAGUGAAUAUCUGGAUAAAUAAAAUGUCAAUGUUCGUGCAGCCAACAGCCCAUUACACUACUAACUGGAAUAUUUGAAUGGAGACAAUAGUACCUUGAGACAUUAAAUGUCAUCAUUGUUCCUUGAACCAUUGUAUAAUCAAUAAUUUAUUGUUACUGUACAGAUAUAAAUUAAAUUAUUCUACAUAUCAGUGGUAUAUUCCUCACUAAUAUCAGCUCUUUUUGUAUUUUAACUUGGUUUGAUGAACAUAUCAUUGGUAGAUGAAGCCAAAUUCUGAAAUUAAAGCAGUUCUUCAAAGUAGUUUGAAUAAUCAAAUAAUUAUAUAAUAGUUAUAUAAAUAAAUAAAUAAAUAAAUGGAUGCGUGCCCGGAAUAUUAUAUGUGUAUUGUAAGACUGGUUUUGAAUUAAAAAUUCAUCAGCUGGUAAAAUGAUAAAAUCAAAAAUUAAAACGCAAAUAAUAAAAUAAUAAUGUAACCAAAACUAACAUAAGCUUAUCACAACAUAACAACAAAACAUGGAAUCAUUGUUACUAGGGUGUUUAAGAAGUUUUUUAAUCAGAUGUUCUUCUUCUCAUAAUAUUUUGUACCUUAGAGUUCAAUAAUGUUCCCCAAUUUUUUUUAGAUCUGUUUGGAAAAAAGUACAGGUUUUGUUUUAUUUUCUAUGUGUAAAUAAUAAUUCUUUAGGAGAAAUCAUCAGAUCAAAAAUAAAAGAACAAAUAAAAAAACAAAUUUACUAAUAUUUUUUUCAAAUUAAAUAAUCUAAAUUUUUCCCCUCCUUUAGACAUUUAAAAGUAAAUUUUUGGAUAAUUUUGAUAAAUCAACCCUUUUAACCACCCUUCUUAAAUAUAUUUUUAACUUAUUCAUCAUUUAGUUACCAAGAGAAUGGUUAUACUUUUAUAGUGAGUUACACUUGAUAGUUACACUUUAAAUAAAAUUAUUUUUACAAUUAUUAUGGAAGAGUAUAAUAUGUAGAUUGUAGGUACAUAUAUAAGUAUACAUAGCUGAGUUAAUACAAAAUGAAAAUAAAUAAUUAAAUACAUAUAAAAUAAUAAUUAUAAUUAAGAACUAUAAAAAAAAACUAACAAUUAUUAUAGAAUAAAUAUGAAGAAAAAAUAAAGGUGUAAUAUUGAAAAAUUCAGAAUUUUUUUUUCUUUUCAAUGCAGAUCAGAAAAAUUAAAUUGUAUAUAGAAAAUCUUUUUUUCUGUCACAUGUUGGCAAAAGAAAUUAUACAUAAUGGCAAUUUUAAUGGUAAAUUGACCAUUACCAUUAUCUUUUUCAUUACAAUUUUCUACUAGUCAAUAAGUUAAUUUACUUUUAUUAACUCAUCAUUAAUAUUAAUUUUUUAAUUUGUGGAAGAACAAAAACAUCAGAAUUAAUAUUUAUCAUGAACCUCACAAUUAUUAUUCAAACAUAAAACAGGUUCUAAAUAUCCCUACACUUAAAUUUCACUGCAAUAAAGCUAACUUAGAUUUUAGAUUCUGACUGGAGCAAAGAAGUUUAUGGUUUUAUAAAGAUGUUUAAUUUUUUUUCUGUGGACUAAUUUUCUACUAGAAAUUUUGCUCUGAUUUUUAAGUGUAGCACCUUUUCUGAAAGGAAAUCUGACUGGGGUGGUACUUGAAGGAGGUCAUUUUUUGAUAUUCCCAAGAGGUUUCCCAAUAAAUCGAAGAAGCAGGAAAAUCGGUACAUUAAACAAAUAUUAUUGAAAAAUAUCUAUAAUGCCUAUUUAAUUAUUUUACCAUAAUAUGACAUAUAUAUUGUUGCUUAUAGGUGUACAUUAAAUUACCAGAACUGGACAGCUUUUUUAUUUUCAAUUCUAAAUGGGAUUCUCUUGCUGCUAUGCCUUUUAGAUUUCCUUCUCAUUCUUUAAGAAACUAUCACAAUUCUAUAUACCAAUACAUAAGAUCUCUUAUGGGCACAACCAUACUUUGUAUCAUAUGCUCAGAGCUGUAAAUAAUAAUAAUUAAUCCUUGAGCCACAUUACUACUUUAUCUAGUCAUCUGUUAACUAUAUAAUGUAUAUUUUUAAACCAUAAUUGCUAUUUUAAUUUAACUUGUUUAAUAACUUUGAAUAUGUAUGCUAGCCUAUUGUUACAAGUACUAGUACUUAUAACUCAUAAUUAAUAAUCAUACUGUUUGUCUAAAAUUGCCUGUUGAUGUUAAUACAUAAAUAAUAAUAUUACUAUUUAGAUGAAAACAAAUAUCAAUUCCUACAAUUAAUGGAUUUAGUUUUCCAAAAUUAGUAUUACAUUUAUAUUGUAUUGGAUUGAUAUUUUUAUUAUGCCUCGAGUAUAGCUAUGAAGACAAUGAUCAAAUAUAUAUUUAAAUUGAAAAGAAGUUGUAAACACUUUUUAUAAGUUUAAUUGAGUUUUUGAACAUUAAUGGUAAUAUUAUUACAUGUGGACUUUAUAAAAUAUAGGUUAUUAAUUUCUGCAUUUGAUUUUUAUAAAUAAUAAUGUGACAACUAUAGGUACAAUGCCAGAAUUUAUUGCGAAACAUUAAUGUAGAUUAUACAAAGGAUAUACAUAAGUUCACCCUAAUAGGUACCUCUAAAUAUUUCAGUUGUAUUACCUAGUAUUGAAAUGGAGUUUUUGGGGAAUAAUACGAAAUACUGAAGUACACAUUUUCAGACAUGUUUCAAAUAUUUUGGCCUGCGCAUGUGUAAUGCUACUUACUUUUUUUUUUAAUGGCAACACCAUGUUUUUCUACAAAUUCAGAUAGAUUAUAUUUUUUCAAAACAAUUAUUGUAUAAAAAGUUUUUUUAUAAUUACUAUAUUGGCUAAGUAUGUUAAAAUUUAUUUAAUAUUUAAUCUGUUAUUGACGGCAUUUUAAUUACAUUCAACUUAUACUCGAAAUUAGAAAUGAUAUCUCCGAUAUUGUGAAAUAUCUGUUUAUAGACAGAUAAGACACUUAUUUGUUUUUGUAAUUUACUCUUAUUUUUGCCAUUCAUAUAUCCAAAAUAAAUUAGCUAAAUAAUUGAAGGUAAUGGAAAUUAUUAAAAUGUAUUAUUUAUUUGCAACUAUAAUUGUAUGGAAUAAAUUAUUUAAGGUUUCUGCCUUGAUGUUCCAAACAUGAUUCUAAAAAGUUUAAAAAUGUUUUUGAUGUGCAGUGUUCAUUUGGUCUUCUUUCAAAUAAUUAUAUGCUACUCAUAUUUUGUUUUUUAAAUGCCCCUAAAAAAAGAAAUAGUAUUCAUUUGUCUUAUUUGUCUACAAACAGGAAAUUUCACAAUAUCAAAGAUAUUUUGAUUUUUUAGUAGAAGUUGAACAUAGUUAAACAUUUUGUCAAAACUAGAUUAUUUGUGAAUAUUAAAUUUCAAUAUACUAUGACUUUUCCAAUUUUGUAAUUAGAAAAAACUUUUUGUACAACUGUUUUGAAAAAAUCCUGUAUCAUAAUCUGUAAAAAAAUGGCAUUGCCAUUUAAAAAAAAAUAAAUUGUAUUGCGCUUGCAUGGAUCAAAAGGAUAACAAAUUUGAAAUUUGUCUGAUAAUGUGUAUUUUGUUAUUCCCUAACAUUCUUGAAAACUUCAUUUCACUGCUAGGUCAUACAACUGAAAUAUUUAGUGGUACCUUUUAGUGUUAAUGCACUGUAUACAGGAUGAUUCACUCAACUGGAAAUACUCAUUAUUUCGAAAUUUUUUUUUUGAAAACUUAAAAAACAAAUAAUUCUAAAAUAUUAUGUUAUUAUUUUUUGGGGGAAUGAAACGACUACCCACUAAUGAUUUUCAAAUAGUAACCUAUUUUGAAAAUACCUUAAAUAGAUUGAGUAUUAUUUAAAAUGAAUUUUGGUGUUGGAAUUUUUGAUUUCCGUUUACCCGUUGGAGAUAUUUCACUUUUAAGUUUUGGGCGGGGGGAUAGUAGUGGUGUAUUCUACUCGAAUUUCGUUACACCGGAAGUUUCAAGAGAUAACAGUGUAUAAUAUAAUCUUAAAAUUAGUAGAUUGUGAUGAUAACACAUUACCUAUUGAUACACCGAAACUAUAAUUUAUCAAAUCUUUAAGACUACGGUUGCAUAUGGUUGUAAACAUGGUUAUAGAACUAUAUCCGCGGUACUUUAAUAUUCUAUCUACGGCACAAUAAAUGAAUUGUACAUAUCUGUCAUCUAUGGUCUGUUCUAAUAUUGUGACCUUAGUGGCGUAGUUAAUUAUUAACCAUUAUCGUGACAUUAUCCUUUUGUUUACAUUAUAUUGUUUUACACAGUUAUUUUAUGGUAUAUAUUUAAAAUAUGUCUUAAGUACCUACAUACAGCAACUAAUUUCAGCCAAUAGCUCAGGACAGUCAAUGGGGUUGUUUAAAAUAUUGUUUACUAACAUCAUCUCUUAAUUUAUGUUUUGCACUUGUGUAGAGUUAGAAGUUUUCAACAAUUUUAACAGUAUCUAUAGUUAUGUAUAUUAAAUCUAAUUAAAUUUAAUUAAAAAGUUAUGUAUAUCUAAAUAUAUGUCUGAGUCCUAAGCAAUUCUCUUCAGAAAUUUAUAUUGGACAUUAUGAAGAUCAUUUAUAUAUUUUAAAUAAUUACAAGACCAGAUAAGUGAACUAAAUACGAGGUUAGAUAAUGACAUAUAUGGUGUUUUUAAACAAACAGGGUUUUUUUUAACUCUUUUGUAUUUCUAUUGAUGAAACCUAGCAUUUUAUAGGAUUUGUAUAUUAUCAUUAUAUGGUUUAAUUUGAAUGAUAAAUCAUUUUCAAAGUUUACACCCAAGUCUUUAAUCAAAUUUACUCUAUCAAGAGAAUAGUUAUUAAUUUGAUACAAAAUACUAUUAAAACAUUUUUAUUUAAAAGAGAUUACUUGGCAUUUUUUAAUAUUCAGAGGAAGACGAUUUUAUUGACUCAAUUAAAAAAAAAAAAUAGGUAGUAAUACAAUACUAAAUAAGUACAUUAGUAAAUUGUAGAAUGGAAACUAAAUGUUGUAGCUACAUUUGAUAUUAAAUAAAUACAAACAAAUUAAAAUAAGUCAUAAUACACGAACUAUAUAGGUACAUAUACUACAGAUAUUUAUAUAUAUAAAUAUUUAAUUAUAACACUUGACAUAAUAAAGUUUUGGGAUAAACCCUAGCAAUAAUGAUAUAUAAUAAAAAAAUAAAUAAACAUAGUAAAAUCAAUACAUUAGUUAUGCUCAAAAUCUAAAAUAUAUAGGGUGUACCAGAAAAGAUUGGUCAACUUUACAGUUUGUUACUCUAUAUGUGGCUAUAAGAAUAGGUUUCUUGGAAUAUUUUUUUUACUGUCAAAACUUUGGUUUUACAUGGUUUAUUUAUAAACUACCAAUAUAAAAUAAAAAUAAACUAUACCAGAGAAUUUCUUUCAAAAUUAUCUUACAAAAAAAGGGAUCACUCCCUUGUUUUGCAAAAAUAAUCAUUAUCACCACUAUUUUUGUCUUAUUAUGUCUAAAAUCCUAAUUUUGGUGUGACACAUGUAUUUGUAUGUAAAUUUGUCAGGGGUUUCAAUAAAUUAAAUUAUUUUUUAUUGAAGCGCAAAUUUAAUGAUGUUAUCAGACAAAUUAGACUGUAAAAAACAUUGAAGUAAUAAUUUAUUUAUUGUUGAAUACUAAUUAAUAAUAAAAUUAAUUCAAUAAAAAUAACUGAAUUUAUAUAUUUUUUAUGUUUUUUUACAGUCAAAUUUGAUGUAUUUUUUUUCAUAGUUUACAAAUAAAACAUACAAAACCAAAAUUUUGACAAUAAAAAAAAAUUUCAAAAAACCUAUUCUUUUAGCUAGCUACAUAUAGAGUAACAAACCGUAGAGUUCACAAGUCUUUUCUGGUACACCCUGUAUAUCUUACAAGAUUUCAAUGUCAAAAGAGCCCAGUUUUUUAUGUAAUACAUUGCUUUUAUACAGUUAAUAAAUUUAUUUUUUUUUUAUUAUUAUAAUUAAAUUAAUUAAAUUAUAUAUAUAUAUAUAUAUUAUAUGUUUUUCUUAGUCGAGUAAAAAUUACCAUGCUAUUUUUUUAGUUAGUUACAAUAUUGUUUACACAUUAAUAAUAAAUUUUAAAAAAAAAUAUCUAAAUUUUGCUCAGUUAUACAAUCAUAAAUUUAUAAUUUGGUAAUAUAUUAAUGACAUUUUAAUUCAUAAUAAACGCAUAAUAAAAAUAUUUGUAUGUACAAACAUACAUUCAUAUAAUACAUUUUUUAUGCAUGUGUAAAUGUGGUAUUCCUAUGUGUAUUCUUCAAUAAUUUUGUAUAAAAACCCGAGCCCCCUGUUUUUAUCAUUAGUGUGCACAGACUUUGAGUUCAGGUUUUGCCAAAAAAUAUUAAUUUAUUAGGUGAAUACACCCCUUCCUUCCAAUCAAUUUUAUUAGUUUUCAUAAUUAUAUCAACUAAUUACCUAAUUAAAUAUCAUACACUCCAAAAAAUUAAAAUUAAAAGUUUCUUUGUAAUCUUCAAUCAAUAAUUACCAUAGUCUAUAAAUAAAUAACUUGGAUAAUUACAAUCAAGCCAGUAUAAUAUUUGGUAACACAAUUGUAAAAAAUAAGAAGGAAAUUGUCAGUGAAGUCGAAAUGUAUCAACUAAAUUUUAAAUUAUGGAAAAAAAAAGUAAUCACAAUUUUAAAAUUCAUAAAACAUGUACUUACUGUUGUCAUAUGUCAACAUAAUAGCAAAAAAAAAUUUGUGUAUGCAAUUUUCUGGUAGUGCUCAGGCAUGCUCUGUGCGUACAUCUAUGGUUUUUUUUAUUAAUAUUCCUAUGAGCACUUGAAAUUUUACUAUCAUUUUAGUUCAGGACUAUGAAACACCUAUUUCAAAUUUAAUGAUACAGGUUUAAUCGAAAUUGUCAGUCUGUUGUUAUGAAAAAUAUGAGUAAAGAUUGAAUUGUAUUGAAAAAAUUUAAACUUUAAACAAUAGUAAAAUUAAAAAUUGAUAAUAAUAUUACAUUAAUUACUUUAAUAGUACAGUAGAAACUCAAUUAACUAGCACUCUCUGUUAUCUGUCAUCGGUUACCAUCUUACUUCUUCAUAAUAUAUGAAACAUUGCUGCACAAAAAGCUUGUGCCUCAUAAAAACAGAAGAAGAUGAUGAAUUAUUUUGUUUAGUAUUUUUUAGUAUGGUAUUAUUUUUGUUAUUAUGUAUUAUUAUUAUUAUUAUUAUUGUUUGCAAAUACACGUAAAAUAUAUACAUUUAUUGAAAAAUUUCUGUUAAAUGUCAUAGUUCCUGUCCCAUGACUGAUGUUUAAUUGAGUUUCUACUGUAAGUGUUAUUUAAUAAUAAAAAGGUUACACCAAUCAUUUAUAGAAGGAUCAUCAGUAUUAGGCAUUAUAGGUAUUAUGUAAUACAAUAGGUAGGUAUAAUUUUAAGUAAAAAUAUGUAGCAAGUAGCAUAUAGUUUACAUGAGUACUAUUAAUUAAAAAUAAUAUUAGUUAAACAUUAAUAUGGUAAUAUUAAUAACUACAGUUAUAUGUUUAUUCAUUUUUGUUAGUUGUUUUUUUUAUUAAAUUUGUUGAUAUCAAUCUAUUUUUUAAGUUUAAAUGAUUAAUGUUGUAACCUUAUUCAACUUAACUAGAAAAAAACAUUUAAAAAUAAAACACGUACAUUGGUAUGUAGUUUUAAUAAUAGUUUCCCCCUUGUAGUUGGUUGAACUUGAUUUUUGUCAUAGCUUCUUUGAAAUUAAUUUGACCAUUUAAAAAUAAACAAUUAAAAAGAAUUAAAAAUAAUUAUACUCACCAAAUUAAUUUUUUUCUAGUAAAAUAUUAAAAUACAGUACUUUUAUUUUGACUUGUUCCAAAUUGCAAAUUGAACUUCAAAAUAAUCUUAUUAAUCAACCUAGCAUUCUAGCUAUUAUAGCGUUGAAAUUUGACUACACAGUUUAAUCCUUAUUUUAUGGUUUUCCUUGAAGAUAGCAAACUAGCAUAAAAUGUUUAAAUGUAUCCAACUAAGUUCUAAUUAUCUAGUUAAAGAUAUUUUUAGUUAAUUUAGAUUAUCUUAGACACUAAAAAAUAUGGCUGGUACAGUUCUAUGGUGUAACUGGAUUGUAAAUCAAGUUUGGUAGUUGUUAUCAAAAUAUGAAUAAUAUUGAUAGGUAUAACAAGUCAGUAAUGCAUAUUCGGUAUUGCAUAUACAUUGAAACAAAAUUUAUUGAUUCACCUGAUAUCAAAAAAUUAAAAUUUGUAUAGGCAUACAAUAAUAAUAAUAUGUAUUUUAAUAUAGUUUGUACAGCUACCUAGCUUAAACAUAGGAAUUAAUUGUACAUUGUCUUUAGCAAGUAUCCAACUCACAUGUGCAAUAAUAAUUAAGAUUACUUAUAUGUUUUAUAAAUUAUUAAAUUAAAUUCAAGAUCAUUAAAAAAAAACCAGUUAUGGCAUAAUUAUUGUAUUAUAAUUUUAAUUGUUAAAGCAAUUUUACCAAAAUAGACACUGUAUUACUGAAAAAAAAUAAAUAUUUUCAAUGGUCGGUAAUGUAUUAUCAUCACAAGUCUCACUGUGGUUUUACCAAAUCGGUAACAUAUAUUAUAAAUAUUUUUUAAUAAUCGUGAAUCGGCCUUACCGUCUGUAUGUAGUAGUUGUAGCGAGCCCAAGGCCUAUGUGAUUGUGCUCGUACGAUUUAUUUAAUGACGGACCUUCGCCGACGUCUGCUGGUGAAAGGAUUUGGAGAUAGAUAGUAGACACGGUUAGAAGUUAAUACAAUUAAAACUUUAUUUGGUACAACUCAUAUAAUUUAGAAAAUAUCACCUAAAAAUCACAUAAAAAAUGGACCAGAGGUUCGUCCGCAAGGGCAUGAACGUGGACCGACUUAACAUGAGGCGGUAGUGAUGAUCUAAGAUCCAUUACCGCUCUGCCUUUUGGUGUACACUAGGACCCAUAUAUUUAAUAAAUAAGGAAAAGAAUAAGUAAAAAGAAGAUGGUUGGCGCGUGUCGAGGUCCUUUGCGACUAUCGGAUAGUAUAUUAUUAAUGUAGGUAUCGUUCCCGACGUGCUUGUAAUACUAUAUUGAAUGGGUUAUUUACAUAGUGAUUAUCAGUUAUACCCUUUAUUUCUUGAGAGCUUUUACAAUUUUAUCACUUGAAUAUUCCGGUGUAAUACAUAAAACUGUCGGUGUAACGAAAUUCGAGUGGAAUACACCACUACUAUCCCCCCGCCCAUUACUUAAAACUAGAAUACCUUGUUAACGGGUUGACAGAAAUCGAAAAUUUCAACACCAACAUUUAUUUUAAAUAAUACUUCAUCUAUUUAAGGCAUUUUCAAAAAAGGUUGCCAUUUGAAAAUCAAAAGUAGAUAAGUUGUUUCACCCCCUAAAAUAAGGGGUCCAAUAAAAUGAUUACGUAAUAUUUUAGAACUAUUUGUUUAUAAGUUUUAAAAAAAAAAAAAUUCGAAAAAGUUAAUACUUUCCGAGAUAAUGAGUGUUUACAGUGAAUCACUCUGUAUAUAUUAUACGUUUGAGUUGUAUAUUACAAACAUAUUUAACAGUUUAGUUUUAGUAUUCAGUUUCAUAUGUCUAAAAAAAUCUUAACUCAAUAAUUUUAGUUUUGGUUAGGUUUUCUUUUCAAUUUAAACAUUAUAUAAUAAUGUAUUAUAUGCUAUUUAAGUAUUGGCAUUGAUUUUAUAAUAACUUUUUUUAUAAAAUUAAUGUUAUUAGUUAUAAUUUUAUAAAUAUGAAUCUCUUAGAUUUGUUUAUUUUACUUCAGGAUUUAAAAAUAAUUACCCUAUAAUAUCCUAUCUUUCCAACUACUUACAACUGUAGCCUUAACCAUAGUUCUAAUAAAAUAACUUAAUAUGUUUAGUGAAUUUGACAAGUAUCAAAUAUCUGUCAAUGUUAAGAGGCCAGCACAGCAAUCUCCUAAUCAAUUGGCAUCUCAUCGUAGUGAUCAAACUCAAACCACAACUCCAAUUACAUUAACUCGUCCUCGUGAUGGUGAUGGUUCUAAUUCUGGCAGUUCAACACAAUGGUGUGAUGUAUAUGACACACAACUAUUGCAACCAGGUCGAACAUAUCAAGUUCUUGUAAAGACAGUAUCUGGAAAAGUAGCUUCAUGGCCAGCUUCAGUGAAUGUUACAUUAAGUAUGUCUGUGUUUUUACAUAUUAAACAACUAUUAAAGUUUAUAAGAAAAAAGGUGUAUUUAACUAAUAAUUGUUGCUGUGAUACUUGCACAGAUUACCAAUAAAUACACAAAAAAGUACCUAUAUUAUAAAUAAUUAGGACUUCUAUUAAACUAGUCUCAAAUCUGCUUAUAUAGUUCAAAACUAUCUUAUUAAAUAUAUAUUUUCCAGGUUAUAAUAAUGGGGGAGUACCAAUGUAAAAAACAAUUACAAAAAUAGUGUAAUUGUAUUUUAUGUUUUUUUAAAUAAUUAUUUUCUAUACAUUUAUUUUAUAGAGCCAUUGCCUGUGUUGGAUUUGAAAAUUAUUAGUAGUGGUAAUUCUAAUGGAAAUGAAGAUGGAGGUGGUGGUAUAUUACAAUUGACAUGGAAGGCUGAUUCUAUGAGUUGGCAAGAUGCAUAUCAAGUGAGCUAUGCUGAAGUGCUUACAGGAUCUUUGUCAUCUUCUUCCUCCGCUUCAGAAUCUUUAAUUGUGUCUUCAGUAUUAUCAUUGGGAAAUAAUCAAUCACAAAAUAUUUCUUCACGUCAACAAUCUGCUGUUGCUGCAUCUGCGCCUAUUACUGUAACAACAUCUACUGAUAGUAAUGUUUUAGUAGUGCAAGCUACAAGAGAGUCAAUUGAAGAUCCAUCAACUCCAAUAGAGUGUACUUUGGAAUCUUUAUUACCUGGUCGCAACUACUCUGUAUCUGUCCGGUCACUGAGUUCAAGUGUUGCUUCUAAUGACACAAUUGUAUAUCACACAAUGAGUAAGUAAAAUAAUGUUUAUUGUUUGUAAUACAUUUAAAAUACAUAUGUAUUAGAUUAACUAUUUAAUUUAAUUUAAAAAAAAUUGUAUAGAACCAUCAGCACCAAUUAUUGAAGAUUUAAGGCCAACGUUGGAUUAUGGAUUAAAUGUAUCUUGGAAAACAGAUGUAAACAGUAGACAAGAAAAUUUUCAAGUGGUGCUUCGUCGCAAUGAUACUGGUUUGUUAAUAAUAAAAUAACAAUAACUAAUCAAAAUCAUGUUUACAUAUUUGUAAUACGCAUGAUUAGUGCUUAUGUCUAUGUCAUGCCAUUCUUAUCUGACUGUUCAUGAUUAGUAAUAAUUUGAUUGUUUGAAUCCAAACAAUUUAAUUGUACAAUUAAAUACACACAUGACAUAAUAUACUUUUGAACACUUAUAUUAUAUAAAUAUAUGAGUAAUUACAUACUAAUAUUUAAAUAUUAUUAAAUUAAAGAUACUCAAAAGUUAUUUUUGGAAUAAAAUAUGUACAUAAAUACUUAAAAUGUAGAAUAUAAUAAUUUUUAAGUUACUUUGCUUCUCAUUUGUAUUUGUUUGGAUUUAAUUGUACUUGAUAUGGAGUUUGAUCAGAUAUGUCACCUUAAAUCUUAAGAAAUAAAAACCAUUAAAUCACCAAUUAUAUUUUAAUAUCAAUAUUUAUGAAAUUAUGUAAUAUCAUGUAAAAAUAAUUAUAGGUUAUUAAAAUCAUUUUUCGAUUUAUUAUACAUUUAUAUAUAUUAUUUAUAUAGAUGAUAUACCAACAGUAAGAAUAACCAACGAAUGGCGCAUGGGUUUAAGAAAUUUAUAUCCCGGAGCGGCUUAUCAACUCAAAGUUUUUGCAAUAAGUCAUGGGCUUUUGUCUGAACCUCACGAUUAUUUCCAAGCUGUUUGUAAGUUUAUGAUUAAUAAUAAUUACUACCAAUUACUUAAAAAAUAUAUUAUUUAAUGACUGACAUAUAAUAAAACAUAAAAUUAUAUUUUGAUUUUAGUUCCUAGACCUCCUACUGACCUUCAAGUGGAAAAUAUUACUGCUGCCUCAAAUAUGGGAUCAAAUUCUGUUUUAUUAAAAUGGAAUGGGCCCACUGGGGAAGGACUGUUUACUGAAUAUUCAAUUAAAUAUCGUACUAUUGAUUCAAAUGGUGGCCAACAACCAUGGAUUAGAUUGCCUGGAGUACAAACAACUGAAGCAGAAAUCGCAGAUAUGAUGGCUGGACAGCGAUAUACUAUACAAGUUAACACACAAACUUAUGGAUCUCUAGAAUCACCAUAUCCACUAUUGGUUAAUUAUACAAUACGUUAGUACUUCAAAUUGUUUAUUAUUAUUAUUAUUAUUAAUUUGUAUGAGGAUUAUUUAAAUUUAAUUUGGUUAUGUAUGCAUUUUUUCUAUUAGGUCCAAAUCCUGUGAGUAAUAUUGCUUUACUUGUAGACGCUACAAACUUAACUAUACAGUUUCCUCGUCCAGAAGGUUUAAUAGAUUAUUAUUCUGUUGAGUACACUCUUCUUAAGCCACCUUCACAAACAGAUCAAAAUCAAACUUCUGCUCCCAUAAAUUGGACUACAGCCCCUACUACAUGGACAACUUCUAGCGGAUGGAAAAAUUUUACAGAUUCUGGUUAUUCUAGUGGAAUCGCUAUCGUCAAUUUAGGUUUAGAAGAUUUAAUUGCAGGCGCUGGUUAUGCAUUACGUGUGCGUACAUGUUCACAUUCUAUGUAUAGUGAUCCUGUUCAUUUAGAAGCACAUACAAGUAAGUUAAUUGUAUAAAUUACUUAUUUGAAUUGCAUAAUUAUAAUAAGGUUACUAAUAAAGUAAAUACUAGGGCUUUUGAAUAGGGUACUAAAAAUGUGAAAAAAGGCAGAAAAAUCAUUUAAUUUUUGUAAAAAUCAAUUAAAAAGUGUAAUAGAUUAAUGUAAAAUUUUACUAGUUAGUAUUAUAAAAAAAAUUAACUGCUAUAUUUUUACAAAAAUUUUCUUUUGAAAAAAAUGGUUUGUACUUUAAAUAUUUUUGUUCAUAGAGAAUAAUCUUUUAUAAAAGUUAAAUUAACUUGCUAUACCAAAUAUUUAAUACAAUUUGAUAAAUAUCAUCUAUAAUAAAACUCAUUCAAAAUAAUUUUAAACAUAAUAUCAACAAGUUUUUUCAUAAGCUCUUUUCGAUUUGUACUAUUAAUAUGUAUUUUAAACUAUCAGAUCAAUUGAAAAUUAUACAUAAAAAGCAAAAAGACAUAUUUAUAAAUAAAAAAAAAAUUCAUUCAUUAUCUUAGAUAUUAUAUGAAACACAUUUUUGAAUACAAAUUAUUUUUCUGUCAUUAAAAAGCUUUUGCUUUCAAAUCCGAGCCCUAGUAAUAACUAUUAAUAAUAUAUAAAUAUUUUCAUACAAAUUAUUUGGCUCCAUAGAUUUCUCUAUAUUUUAAAAUAAUUUUUAGUUCUUUUUGAGCAUUUACAUUUUAUAUAAAUAUGUUUAUUUUUCACUUGAAACUUAUCUAAUUAUUUGAUACCUCUUAACUAUAAAGUAACUGAUCAUAUUUUUUUUACACAUGUUAUUCUAAAUUUUUUUUUUUUUAAUUUGCCAAUAUCAUGGCAAUAUGUUUGUUAGUGAUUUAUUUUUUUUGUUCCUUUAUUCUUUUUUUGGCAUGUUUUACUUUAUUCUGGUUAUACACCAGAGAGAAAUGUAACUGUUAUAAACAGGUUGAAAUACAUAAACAAAUACCUAUCUUUUUGCUGGGACAUUAUUAUUUUAUCUAUUAUUAUAGAUGUCACUGUAUACCAUUAAAUAAUUAAGCAUUAUUAAUAUUAAUAUUUCAGUGCCAUUGAUUUUAUCUGAAAUAUUAGCUGUAAAUGAUCAGCAGCUUGCUACUGAUACAUUAACUUUGCGCUAUACACCUACUCCACAAACAGCUAGUCGGUUUGUCAAGUAUCGGUUUCAAUUAGCAGAAGCUCAUCAACAAUCAUAUACACUUUCCACCAUGUAUCAGACUGCUGCUACCACUACUUUAGACCCAGGAACUGCAUUAAAUGCAAGUAAAAAACCAUCAGAAUCGCCAUUAGUUGCAGAGAAGUGGGCAUCAGAUAAUGAAUGGAAAGUUACAUGGCAAUCCUUAGUUCCUGGUCGUUUAUAUGAUAUAACUGUAUGGACUGUGUCAGCAUAUGGUAUUCUUAGUCAACCUUUGCGUCGUCAAGAUCGCUUAUGUAAGUUAUAUAUUUAAAUGUUACUUCAGAAAUCAAGUUGUACUAAAAUAUGAAUAUAUAAAAAAUGUUACACAAUACAACACAAUAAACAUUUUUUACUCUCAAUGAUUCUGGUUUGUAAUCUGUUAAACUGUUAUUUUUAUUAUUUGUUCCCAGAUCCAGAACCCAUUACUGAUUUGAAUGCUACACAUAUUACUCGUGAUUCUGUACAUCUAGUAUGGACAUUACCUCGUGGACAAUUUGAUGCUUUUGAAAUCCAGUAUUUAGAUACUGAUGCUUCAAUUAUUUCUACAGCUUCAUCUGUUACUAGUUCAUAUUCAUUGUCUUCAUCAUCCUCCGAUGGAGGAGGAGGGUUUCUUGUACAAAACUUGACAGAUAAACCAUGGUUUUUAGUACAGGGUCUUCGGCCAUAUCGCAACUAUACAUUUACUGUUGUAGUUCGGGCUGGUGGUGGAGGUAUUUUGGGAUCUCUAUCACAACAACAGUUAAUAAAUAGUGGCACAGGAGGUUAUGCAGCUUCAUUAUUACUGAGACGUUCAGUUCCAGUUUCUGGUACUUUUAGUUCAUUAGAGUGGGUUCCUGGUCGUUGUUCACGUUUUCAGGCAGUAGAUGUACAACCUGGGCAUCUAACAUUAGAAUGGACAUUACCAGAGUCUGAGCAUAAUGGUGUUCUUUUGCGGUAUGUAGUUUCGUGGACUGCUAUAUUAUCUUCUUCAUUGUUAGAUGGCACACCUACAUCUACAAAUACUGCAGUUCACCUACAAAAUAGUGAAGAAGAACAUUUGUUAGGUAUAAAUAGUUUACUUAAUAACAAUGGGGGAUCGUUAAAUGGCCAGCAAUCUAUUGGAUCUGAAGUUGAAGUCAGUGAAACUACUAAAACAGCAUACUAUGAGCCUUGGAGAAAUAGAGCAACAGUGAAAGGUCUGAUACCAGGUCGUCAAUAUAUAUUCAAUAUCAGUGGUGAGACACGCAUUGGCCGUGGUUCUGUGGCUAGUUUGGAGCAACGAAUGCCAAUCCUUGGUAAAGUAACCUGUUUAAAUAUUAAAAUGCCUGAUACUCAAUUUUACUUUGAAAUGUUUUUUUUUAUAGCACCUCCUAAACCGAGUGCCCAAGUAGUACCAACUGAAGUAAGUAGGACUACAAAUACUAUUCAAGUACGCUUUCGAAAGAAUUACUUUGGUGAUCAAAAUGGUCGGGUUGUUGCAUACACUUUGAUUGUGGCUGAGGAUGACUCCAAAAAUGCUAGCGGUCUUGAAAUGCCCAGUUGGCAAGACGUACAAGCAUAUUCAAUUUGGCCACCUUAUCAGGUAUAAUACAUAAUAAAUUAAUAAUAAAUAUUUUUAUUGUAAAAAUAUCAGAUUUUAAGUAUUUUUCCCUGUCACAUAACUAUCAAACACGUUUAAAACAAUCGGUAUAUCUGAAUAUGCCAGUAACCCAUAAAGAAUUUUGGUAGAAAAAUAGUUUUCAUUAGUUGUUAUUCAAUUAUGUUUUAUGCUUAAUAUUUAUUUAUUAUUAUAUAAAAGUAAAUAUUAUUAUUAAAAUAUUUAAAAGAUUUUAAUCUAAAUCAUAUUACAUUAUAAUAACCUUAAAAGAUUUCCUUUAAUUAUAUUUUCUUUUUUUUAUUGUUUUAUUAUAUAUUGUGUUUUGUAUUAAUUAGUAUUUAAUUGAAUAUUUUUUAUAUUAAAAUGUUGUACCAAACUUGCCGCACUCACCACAAGUUACACUUUUGGGGCAGCGCCAAAAAGUUCAAAUUUGUUGUUAUAUCUGUUUAUCUGAUUAUUAUUUUUGAUAAUAAAAAAUAUAUUAUUAUUAUUAUUAUAAUAUUUAUUUAAGGUUCUUGAUCCAUACCACCCAUUUUCAACAAAUAAAACUGUUGAAGAUUUCACAAUUGGACAAGAUAUACAUUGUAGUACAAAUUCAUUAAGCCGAGGAAAAUUACUUUCAUCACAAUAUUGUAAUGGACCACUAAAACCUGGUACAAUAUAUCGUGUUAAAGUACGCGCUUUUACAGCAAAUGAUAAAUUUACUGAUACAAUGUUCUCAUUUCCAAUACAGACAGGUAUGAUAAUUACCAUAUUAAAUCUAUAAUAGUUCUUGAAAAACAUAAUAUAUUGUUAAUUUUUCAGACCAAGACAAUGCCUCAGCUCAAACUUCAGCCACAGCUGUUGUAUUGUCUGUUGUUGUAGGAUUACCAGCCGCUUUUAUUUUAAUUGCUGUUUGUGCAGCAUUAGCGACUGGAAGUGGCCGUAGUCGCUGGUUUUUGUGUGGUAGUGAUAAAAGUAAAAUAAUGAAAAACUCAACUAGUGGUGCAAAAAGACAAGCUGGGACAGGUCAACGAAGAAUUACAGGAGGAAAAUUUUUAGAUAAUUCAUCUGCUAGAAAUUUAAAUGGUGGCCGGGGUGGAGGCCGUGGAAGUGAUAUGAUAAAUUCCUCUAAUGUUCAACAACAACAACAACUGUCGUGUGAUUUACAAAUAAGGCAUGUACAUUUAUGUGUUUUAAUUAUUAUAAUUUUUGAUAAAAUAUUUAAUAUGAUUAUUUUAUUUUAGGACAGUUGGUAAUUUUUUUUAAUGUAUGUAAUAGAUAUAUUAUUUAUUUAUUUAUUUUGUAUAGCUUUAAAUGCAUCAGUAAUACAAUUAUAAUAACAUAAAUUAAUAUAAAUAAUAUACAUGAUGCAAUAUUUAGUAUUUACAAUCAAUGAACAAAUUAAUAGAUUGUAAAUAAAUAAUAGCAAUAUUAAUAAUACUAAUAACAAUAGAAAUAUAAAAUCAGCAAUAUUAAAUAAUUGCAACAAUUCAUUAAUUUUAAACAGGCUAUAUAAUUACAGUCGCAUAUCUAAGUUCUUGAUCCAUUCCAUGACCUCUGAUGUUUCAUGAAUUCCUUUGUUACCCAUGUAAAAUUUCCUCUCCUGUAUUCCAUGAUAAUAUUUUUUAAAUUUGUUCUUAUUACCACAGUCACAUAAUAGUAAAACUUCAUGACUGGUUCGUAGCCUAUUUACUACUGAGUACUUAAGCCUGGACAGUUUUAUCCCAUUAACUUUUUAAUUGAGAUCUAGCACCAAAUUCUUGCUUAUUAUAUUAGAGUGAGUCCAUUCAUCAACUGAUUAGUAGAGUCAAAUUGUAUUAUUAUCAGUUUCCUAGUUGAUGUUCAUAGUGCUAUAGUGGUGGUUUUCUAGAUUUUAAUCUGAAAGUGGGUCUAUCAUCUAACAUUUUCUAUAUUACUGAGGGUUUCAUAUCCUUUACUUAUUGAUAUAAUAUAUUCAUUAUAAAAGUAUUUGAUUUGUAUAUAUUUAUGUACCCUAGUAUGUAACCUAUUUAUUACACCAAAACCGAGUAGGAUAAUAAUUGCAAAUAUACUUAAAGAAUAUUAAUGUAUUUUUAGAUAAUUUUAUAUUAUAACUAAUUACAAAUAAUAAAGAACUAUCUUUGAGAAAUAUGAAUAUUUUUAUUUUUUUGAAAAUAGUCGGCCUGUAAGAGUGGAUAGAUUUGUGGAACAUUAUGCUCAAAUGUCAGCAGACUCAGAUUUUCGAUUUUCUGAAGAAUUUGAAGAUUUGAAACAUGCAGCGACUGCUGCUGCAACUAAUGGUGGUACAACUACAACAGCAGCUGAUCUACCAUGCAAUCGGCCUAAAAAUAGGUUCACUAACAUUUUGCCAUAUGAUCACAGUCGAUUUAAAUUACAACCAGUGGAUGAUGAAGAAGGAUCUGAUUAUAUAAAUGCUAAUUAUGUUCCGGUGAUUAAAACCCAUAUAUUUUAAUAAUUGAUAAAUAUAAAUUAUCAUUAGGGUAAGACCUUUAAAUUUAUUGCAAACUCUAACUGGUUUUUUGUACUUCUAACUGUGAUUUUAAUUUUAUGGUAUACAAAUAAUAAAAACAAGAAUUGUCAGUAUAUUGGAUUAUAUUAUUCAUUCAGACACUACCAUAAUAAUUUAAACUUGAACAAUUUUUAUUUUAGGGUCAUAAUAGUGUACGAGAAUUUAUCGUUACCCAAGGACCAUUACAUUCAACUAGAGAUGACUUUUGGCGCAUGUGCUGGGAAAGCAAUGCUAGAAGCAUAAUAAUGUUAACUAGAUGUGUUGAGAAAGGUCGUGAAAAAUGUGAUCAUUAUUGGCCAUAUGACACCCAUCCUGUUUAUUAUGGUGACAAUAUAUGUGUCACUUUAUUAAAUGACACUCAUUAUUCAGAUUGGGUGAUAACUGAAUUUAUGGUUUGUCGGGUAAGAAUUUAUUGAAUUUAAGAUAAUUUAUGUUAAGGUUUAGGAAAUAUAAUUAAUACAAAUAAUCCAAAAUUGUGAAGAAUAUUUAUUUAAUUUUAAUUUUUGAGUAUAGCGAGGUAUAUAUUGGUUAUACUUUGAUUUUUUAAUUUUAAUAACUUCUAUUGGAAAUCAACUAUAGCAAAUAUUAUAUAGUUUGUGCAUUUUUUUUAUAAUUAAUUGGAAAAAAUAUACCCAAUAACGAUUUCCAUUAUUUUAUUUUUACUUAGUUGGUCUUUGUAAAUUUAAAUCCAAUUAAAAAUAAUCAUACAGACCUAUAAGUUUAAACAAUACUUAUAUUUUCCUUUUUUAGAAGUGGUAAAAUUGUUAUAACAUUCUAGGGAUAUUUGAGUUAUUUCAAAUUGUCAAGGUUUUUUAAUUGAUAGCACUAUUUCCCCACUCAAACAUUCUAGGUGGUGGCAUACCUUAGAUCAUGUACAAUGGUAGAGCUAUAAGCAAUAAAACGUGUCACCAACAUAUCAAGAAGGCAUCUCACUUUUGUGUAUGCGCGAAGUACUGUUAUCAAUCUUAUCACAAUCUUCUUAAUAGAAUAUCAUUGUACUAUAUCCACGAAUGUAUAAAACAGCUAGACAGCCGACUUUGAUAUUAUUAUUGUCGCCAACAAAAUGGACACCAUGCUUAUCUAAGAGGUGAAUGUUAAUGUUUUACAGUAUUGAUAAGAAAAGAUGUUAUAAUAUGCCAUGUGAUAAUAUGCUAUGCCCUAUAAAGGGUUAAAUAUUAUGUACAUUGUACACUGUACAGUAAAGUUCUGAAAUAGCAAAAUAGCGAAAUAGUAUUAGUUUAAUUUGUAAACAUUCACCUCUUAGAUAACGAUUGGCAGCCAUUUUGUUGGCAACAUUAUUUUAUACGUACAGACCGUAGCAGACGGCUAUCUAGUUGUUAUAUAUAUCUGUGAAUGUAAAAUAUACAUCCGAAUAUCCAAUAUAGGUUUUAAUGGUAUUAUGAAGUGGGUGACAUAUGCACAGUAGCUACAUACUUUUGAUAAUAUCCACGAUUUAAGAUAGUAUUAUAUUUUAAGAUAGACUAUCUUAAGUCUUGAUAAUAUCAUAUUAUAUUGGCAACAUAUUCGUUUCAUAUGAGGUAUAGCUGUAGCUCUAUCAAUUGUAUAUAAUCUAAGUGGCAUACUGUGCUGUUGGCUACGUGAACUUUGACGCGUUUUCAUUGAGACAUGAGUUCCUUUCUCCUGGAACAAAGUAUCCCAACUUUUUAUUUAUAACAGUGGGACAUCCAUAUUCAGCACUUCAGCUCUUUUUUGGUUAAUUGUUACGUUUGAUAAAAUAAAAUCUGUUAUAUUACAUAUAGAAUGAUCAAAAAAGAGUUAUAAGACAUUUUCAUUUUACUACUUGGCCUGAUUUUGGUGUACCAAGUCCUCCACAAACUUUGUGCCGGUUCGUCCGUGCUUUUAGAGACCGGCAUCAUGCCGGUGCAACUAAUAUAGUUGAACAACAUCAACUUCAAUUGCAACAACACCAUCGUCCCAUAAUUGUGCAUUGCAGGUAAUAUAAAUUAUUUUACAUUUUAACCAUAUAUAAUAAUAUUUUACUUAUACUAGGUAGUUAAUAAUUUAUUUGUUUUAUUUUACUGGCAUACAUUAUAUAUUAUAUUUUAAUAAAAUCAGUAACGGCUUUGGUUCAUAUCGAGGUUCAUAUCCUAGAGGGAGAGAGCAAUUUCAUAGUCAUUGUACAUUAUGGCUUAAGUAAUUUCUAGUUUUUAUGGUAAACAUUUAGUUUCCUUAUUAGUUCUAUAGGUAUCCAGAAUAGUUUUGAUUGUCGUAAAUAUUUUUUACAGUCGUAUCAUGUCCUAUUAAGAAGAAUUUAUAACUUAAAUAAGCUAUAAAUAGAACAGGUACCUAUCUAAUAUUAAUAAAAUAAAGUGUUAGUCUGUUUAUUUUUGCGUGUUCCAUAACAAAGUUAAGAGCAUAUAAAAUUUACACACAGAAGCAGAUUAAAGGUUCCAUAUACACUUUGAAACCAGAUUUCUGAAAUUGUACGUGGGCACAUUUUUAUUUUUUUGAUAUAGCAUGAACAUUUUAUCUCGUCAUGGUUAGGCACCACAACAGAUAAAAACUUAUUUGAUUAUUAAAUAUUUCGUGUGGUGCAGCUGGUAAUUUUAGCAUACCUUAUAUUUUUUCGGUUGUAUUUAGACAUCCAUACUUAUUUUUUAUCCACAUUGCUCGGAAUCAAUUAGGUCAUAGUAUUAAAAGGUUAAAUUUCCAUUUUUUUGUCAAUUUAGUUUGUCAUUAAGGUAGGUUGCAUAAUGCAUAUGCGGGUGAUAAUGUUUAGGAGUAAUCUGACCUAUAUGUCCCCUAAUUUUCAUUGCUGGAUAAUAAAACUAUAAAAGCGAGAUUUGGAUUAUUUACAAUCUUAUGUAAAAAUAAACUUUGAAUGAAGUGUAUGACAGUAAAUAAUAUAUUCAUAAAAAAAAAAUAAAAUUAUUUAAUAUAAUAUUGCACAUUUCAGCGCGGGGGUUGGGCGGUCUGGUACGUUUAUAGCCCUGGACAGGGUUCUGCAGUCACUCAAUGACCCCACACAAGUGAACAACUAUAUUGACGUUUAUGGUAUCGUGUAUGCCAUGCGCAAGGAACGCGUGUGGAUGGUACAAACCGAGCAACAGUAUAUAUGUAUCCAUCAGUGUAUCGUGUGCAUCCUUCAGCAGAGCAACGGCGGCGGUGGUGAACAGCAGGAGCUGCUUGACCAAGAUCAACAGGAUUUGGAACUGAUGAAUAGCGCAACGGCGGGCACCAUGCUCGCUCACCACAACCGCGCAUUCGAAGGUACGUCGUCGCUACUUGUGUUUAGCUCAGGGACGACAGCGUUUAUUGUGCGGUGCGGCGUCCUAUGGAUAAACGCCGCGGUCACCAACGGCCUGCCUGCGGUGGUCGGGGGCUUUUGGUCCAAGCACAGCGGCGGCGGAAAAAAGUCGACUGGUGUCGAACCAUCCGCCGUUGUUGCUGCCGCUCAUAACACUGUUACCGCCUUAAACACAAUUGUCACAACGAAACACUCCUAUAACAAGCCUUGGUGGUCUCUGUGGUGGAGGCGGAAAUCUGGGUCAAAUAACAUUAGUGAUAUUUAUCGCCUAUGAACAAACAAUAAAAAAAAACCUACAGUAUUGAACUCCUGUGAUAAACUGAUUAAAUUUUAGUUUUAUAAUAUUAGGAUUAGGUAUAGUCCUGCCAGAACAGGUUGAUAGCAGUAUAGAAGUGGUUGCAGCUGAUGAUGACAUCUUUGAUGGUUGAAACCAUAUUAUAUUGUUAUGAAAUAAAAGUGAGAAAUUCAUUGUGUGUGUUUUGAAUGUGUGGUGUGUGUGUGACUAAUACCCUUAACCAUUGGACUGAAUUUUUUUUUUUACUAAAUAUAAUUUGUAUACUCUAUGUGUGUGACAUAAGACAUAAUCCCCUAAGAUGAAAUCAAAAUUAAAAUCUCGUCCUUUGUUUUGUUGAUAAAUAAUAAUAUUAUUUAUUAAAUUGUAGUUUAUAAUAUAAAUAUAAUAUUAAAAUUUUUAAUUUUUUUUUUUUAUUGCUGAGAGAGAGAAGGAUAACUUUUUAAUGGUAUGUAGAAUAUAUGAUAAUAAGAGUGACAUUUGUUUUUGAAUUAUGUACAUAUUGUCAUGUUAAAUUUAAAGGCACCAUGUAGUAGUUUUUAUUAAAUUGAAAUCCACGCUCUAUGGGAUUAUUUAAAAAGUCAUUAAUAUUAAAAUUUUAUAAUUUAAUUUUAUUAAUUGAAUGAAUAAAAUAAAAUUGAAAUUAAAAAAAAAAAUACAACAAAGUAUUCAUGGUAAAUAAUACAAUAAAGUAGUACUUAUAUUUAAUAUGAUGCCUUUGAAUUCAACAUUGUGAUACUUAAUGUAUAUGUACCUAUUGUAAUUAGUAAUUUUGGUAAAUAUUUUGUAAAAAAUGUAAUAGUGGUUUUCAGUACAUAUGUCAUAAAUUUUCUUAAACCUAAUGUAAACUAGGUUUUUUGAAUUCAAUUAUUUAGUAAAAAGCCAUGAAACUAAUACAAUUUUGAUAAUUUAUACUUUAUCUAUUUAUUUCAAGUUUCAAAUAUUUGUAAAUUUGAUCUAUUUUUUUAAAAAUUUUUUAUUUUAUUUAUAUAACUAGUUUAAAAUGAACCUCCUAAUAGUAGUUUUGCUUAAAUUUGUUUGAGAUGCUUGCCUUUGAUGUCAUUUUUAAUUAUUUUGUUUAACACCGCUUUGCUUUUUAUUAAAAUUUAUUGAUUUUUUAUUGCUAAAUUUCAGUAAAAACUCUUUACAUUUUUAGAUAAGCUAAAUAAUGAAUAGUUAUUGCAGUUGGAAGUUAAAAAUAAUUAAUGAUUGUCAAUGAUGUUGAUUUGCAUUAUUUUACAUAUAUUGAUUUAUGUUACAGAUGAUGAAGGUAUAGCAGAAUCAGGAAUGUAAUUUUAUGAAGCAACUGAAUUUUUUGGAACCAUAGUAUUUUUAUUUUUUUAUUUCUAUUUAAAAUAACCAUUUUUCACCAGAUAUAGAUUUACAAAAGUAUUAUAUUAUAACUACUUUGAUUUAGAAUAUUUUAUAAUGUAUUAUCUUUAAAGUAUUAAUAAUGACAAUUAUUAUUAUUGUGUUUAUAUAUGUAUUAAUUAUGAAGACUUAGCUGUAUUAUUUUUUAGAAUGUUAAUAGUAAUUUUUGAUUAAAUGGAGGAAAUAAUUCAACAUAAUUUUUAAUGACAAAAAAGUAUUAUUAUUUUUAUACAUUUUAUAUUAUAUUAUUUUCUUUCUGUCUUCUUUCUGUUAAAACAAAUAAAUAAUUUUUUUUACUAUACAAUUUUAUACACUAUUGUCAUAAUUACAGUACCUAUUCAAGAACUACCUAUUGUU